This is a messenger RNA of Closterium sp. NIES-65, 5796 nucleotides long. Lineage: Eukaryota; Viridiplantae; Streptophyta; Zygnematophyceae; Desmidiales; Closteriaceae. The record is from the annotation of a GenBank genome assembly.
AUGGACGUGGACGUGGACGUGGACAUGGACAUGGACGUGGACGUGGACGUGGACGUGGACGUGGACAUGGACGUGGACGUGGACGUGGACAUGGACGUGGACAUGGACGUGGACGUGGACGUGGACAUGGACGUGGACGUGGACGUGGACGUGGACAUGGACAUGGACGUGGACAUGGACGUGGACGUGGACAUGGACGUGGACGUGGACGUGGACGUGGACGUGGACCUGGACGUGGACCUGGACGUGGACGUGGACAUGGACAUGGACGUGGACGUGGACGUGGACGUGGACGUGGACGUGGACGUGGACGUGGACGUGGACGUGGACGUGGACGUGGACGUGGACGUGGACGUGGACGUGGACGUGGACGUGGACGUGGACGUGGACAUGGACGUGGACGUGGACGUGGACGUGGACGUGGACGUGGACGUGGACGUGGACGUGGACGUGGACGUGGACGUGGACGUGGACAUGGACGUGGACGUGGACGUGGACGUGGACGUGGACAUGGACAUGGACUUGGACGUGGACGUGGACGUGGACAUGGACGUGGACAUGGACGUGGACGUGGACGUGGACUUGGACCUGGACGUGGACGUGGACGUGGACGUGGACGUGGACGUGGACAUGGACGUGGACGUGGACGUGGACAUGGACGUGGACGUGGACGUGGACAUGGACGUGGACGUGGACGUGGACAUGGACGUGGACGUGGACGUGGACAUGGACGUGGACAUGGACGUGGACGUGGACGUGGACGUGGACGUGGACGUGGACAUGGACGUGGACGUGGACGUGGACGUGGACGUGGACAUGGACGUGGACGUGGACGUGGACGUGGACGUGGACAUGGACGUGGACAUGGACGUGGACGUGGACGUGGACAUGGACGUGGACAUGGACGUGGACGUGGACGUGGACAUGGACGUGGUUGUGGACGUGGACGUGGACAUGGACGUGGACGUGGACGUGGACGUGGACGUGGACGUGGACAUGGACAUGGACGUGGACGUGGACGUGGACGUGGACGUGGACAUGGACGUGGACGUGGACGUGGACGUGGACGUGGACAUGGACGUUGACGUGGACGUGGACGUGGACGUGGACGUGGACAUGGACGUGGACGUGGACGUGGACGUGGACGUGGACGUGGACGUGGACGUGGACGUGGACGUGGACGUGGACGUGGACGUGGACGUGGACGUGGACAUGGACGUGGACGUGGACGUGGACGUGGACGUGGACGUGGACGUGGACAUGGACGUGGACAUGGACGUGGACGUGGACGUGGACAUGGACGUGGACGUGGACGUGGACGUGGACGUGGACGUGGACGUGGACGUGGACAUGGACGUGGACGUGGACGUGGACGUGGACGUGGACGUGGACGUGGACGUGGACGUGGACGUGGACGUGGACGUGGACGUGGACAUGGACGUGGACAUGGACGUGGACGUGGACGUGGACAUGGACGUGGACGUGGACGUGGACGUGGACGUGGACGUGGACGUGGACGUGGACGUGGACGUGGACGUGGACAUGGACGUGGACGUGGACGUGGACGUGGACGUGGACGUGGACGUGGACGUGGACUUGGACGUGGACGUGGACGUGGACGUGGACUUGGACGUGGACAUGGACAUGGACAUGGACGUGGACGUGGACGUGGACGUGGACGUGGACGUGGACGUGGACGUGGACGUGGACAUGGACGUGGACGUGGACGUGGACAUGGACGUGGACGUGGACGUGGACAUGGACGUGGACGUGGACGUGGACAUGGACGUGGACGUGGACGUGGACGUGGACGUGGACGUGGACGUGGACGUGGACGUGGACGUGGACGUGGACGUGGACGUGGACAUGGACGUGGACGUGGACGUGGACAUGGACGUGGACAUGGACGUGGACAUGGACGUGGACGUGGACGUGGACAUGGACGUGGACGUGGACGUGGACAUGGACAUGGACGUGGAUGUGGACGUGGACGUGGACGUGGACCUGGACGUGGACAUGGACGUGGACGUGGACGUGGACAUGGACAUGGACGUGGACGUGGACGUUGACGUGGACGUGGACAUGGACGUGGACGUGGACGUGGACGUGGACAUGGACGUGGACAUGGACGUGGACGUGGACGUGGACAUGGACGUGGACGUGGACGUGGACGUGGACGUGGACAUGGACAUGGACGUGGACAUGGACGUGGACGUGGACAUGGACGUGGACGUGGACGUGGACGUGGACCUGGACGUGGACCUGGACGUGGACGUGGACAUGGACAUGGACGUGGACGGACAUCGGAAUGGACGUGGACACGUGGACGUGGACGUGGACGUGGACGUGUACGUGGACAUGGACGUGGACGUGGACGUGGACGUGUACGUGGACAUGGACAUGGACUUGGACGUGGACGUAGACGUGAACAUAGACGUGGACAUGGACGUGGACGUGGACGUGGACUUGGACCUGGACGUGGACGUGGACGUGGACGUGGACGUGGACGUGGACAUGGACGUGGACGUGGACGUGGACAAGGACGUGGACGUGGACGUGGACAUGGACGUGAACGUGGACGUGGACAUGGACGUGGACGUGGACGUGGACAUGGACGUGGACAUGGACGUGGACGUGGACGUGGACGUGGACGUGGACGUGGACAUGGACGUGGACGUGGACGUGAACGUGGACAUGGACAUGGACGUGGACGUGGACGUGGACGUGGACGUGGACAUGGACGUGGACAUGGACGUGGACGUGGACGUGGACAUGGACGUGGACAUGGACGUGGACGUGGACGUGGACAUGGACGUGGACGUGGACGUGGACGUGGACAUGGACGUGGACGUGGACGUGGACGUGGACGUGGACGUGGACAUGGACAUGGACGUGGACGUGGACGUGGACGUGGACGUGGACAUGGACGUGGACGUGGACGUGGACGUGGACGUGGACAUGGACGUGGACGUGGACGUGGACGUGGACGUGGACGUGGACAUGGACGUGGACGUGGACGUGGACGUGGACGUGGACGUGGACGUGGACGUGGACGUGGACGUGGACGUGGACGUGGACGUGGACGUGGACGUGGACAUGGACGUGGACGUGGACGUGGACGUGGACGUGGACGUGGACGUGGACAUGGACGUGGACAUGGACGUGGACGUGGACGUGGACAUGGACGUGGACGUGGACGUGGACGUGGACGUGGACGUGGACGUGGACGUGGACAUGGACGUGGACGUGGACGUGGACGUGGACGUGGACGUGGACGUGGACGUGGACGUGGACGUGGACGUGGACGUGGACGUGGACGUGGACGUGGACGUGGACGUGGACGUGGACAUGGACGUGGACAUGGACGUGGACGUGGACGUGGACAUGGACGUGGACGUGGACGUGGACGUGGACGUGGACGUGGACGUGGACGUGGACGUGGACGUGGACAUGGACGUGGACGUGGACGUGGACGUGGACGUGGACGUGGACGUGGACGUGGACGUGGACUUGGACGUGGACGUGGACGUGGACGUGGACUUGGACGUGGACAUGGACAUGGACAUGGACGUGGACGUGGACGUGGACGUGGACGUGGACGUGGACGUGGACGUGGACGUGGACAUGGACGUGGACGUGGACGUGGACAUGGACGUGGACGUGGACGUGGACAUGGACGUGAACGUGGACGUGGACAUGGACGUGGACGUGGACGUGGACGUGGACAUGGACAUGGACAUGGACGUGGACGUGGACGUGGACGUGGACUUGGACGUGGACGUGGACCUGGACGUGGACAUGGACAUGGACAUGGACGUGGACAUGGACGUGGACGUGGACGUGGACGUGGACGUGGACGUGGACGUGGACCUGGACCUGGACGUGGACGUGGACGUUUACGUGGACGUGGACAUGGACGUGGACGUGGACGUGGACAUGGACGUGGACAUGGACGUGGACAUGGACGUGGACGUGGACGUGGACAUGGACGUGGACGUGGACGUGGACAUGGACAUGGACGUGGAUGUGGACGUGGACGUGGACGUGGACGUGGACCUGGACGUUGACAUGGACGUGGACGUGGACGUGGACAUGGACAUGGACGUGGACGUGGACGUGGACGUGGACGUGGACAUGGACGUGGACGUGGACGUGGAAGUGGACGUGGACAUGGACGUGGACAUGGACAUGGACGUGGACGUGGACGUGGACGUGGACAUGGACGUGGACGUGGACGUGGACAUGGACGUGGACGUGGACAUGGACGUGGACGUGGACAUGGACGUGGACAUGGACGUGGACGUGGACGUGGACGUGGACGUGGACCUGGACGUGGACGUGGACAUGGACCACGUGGACAUGGACGUGGACGUGGACGUGGACGUGGACGUGGACGUGGACGUGGACGUGGACAUGGACGUGGACGUGGACGUGGACGUGGACGUGGACGUGGACGUGGACGUGGACAUGGACGUGGACGUGGACGUGGACGUGGACCGUGGACGUGGACGUGGACAUGGACUUGGACAUGGACUGGACGUGGACGUGGACAUGGACGUGGACGUGGACGUGGACGUGGACGUGGACGUGUACGUGGACGUGUACGUGGACAUGGACGUGGACGUGGACGUGGACGUGGACGUGGACGUGGACGUGGACGUGGACGUGGACAUGGACAUGGACGUGGACGUGGACGUGGACGUGGACGUGGACGUGGACCUGGACGUUGACAUGGACGUGGACGUGGACGUGGACAUGGACGUGGACGUGGACGUUGACGUGGACGUGGACAUGGACGUGGACGUGGACGUGGACGUGGACGUGGACGUGGACGUGGACGUGGACAUGGACGUGGACAUGGACAUGGACGUGGACGUGGACGUGGACGUGGACAUGGACGUGGACGUGGACGUGGACAUGGACGUGGACGUGGACAUGGACGUGGAUGUGGACAUGGACGUGGACAUGGACGUGGACGUGGACGUGGACGUGGACGUGGACCUGGACGUGGACGUGGACAUGGACGUGGACAUGGACAUGGACGUGGACGUGGACGUGGACGUGGACAUGGACGUGGACGUGGACGUGGACGUGGACGUGGACGUGGACGUGGACGUGGACGUGGACAAGGACAUGGACGUGAACGUGGACGUGGACGUUGACAUGGACGUGGACGUGGACGUGGACAUGGACAUGGACGUGGACGUGGACGUUGACGUGGACGUGGACAUGGACGUGGACGUGGACGUGGACGUGGACGUGGUCGUGGACGUGGACGUGGACGUGGACAUGGACGUCGACGUGGACGUGGACGGGGACAUGGACGUGGACGUGGACGUGGACAUGGACAUGGACGUGGACGUGGACGUGGACGUGGACGUGGACGUGGACAUGGACGUGGACAUGGACGUGGACAUGGACGUGGACGUGGACGUGGACAUGGACGUGGACGUGGACGUGGACGUGGACGUGGACGUGGAUGUGGACGUGGACUUGGACGUGGACGUAGACGUGGACGUGGACGUGGACCUGGACUUGGACGUGGACGUGGACGUGGAUGUGGACAUGGACGUGGUUGGGACAUGGACGUGGACAUGGACGUGGACGUGGACGUGGACGUGGACGUGGACAUGGACAUGGACGUGGACGUGGACGUGGACGUGGACGUGGACGUGGACGUGGACGUGGACGUGGACAUGGACAUGGACGUGGACGUGGACGUGGACGUGGACGUGGACGUGGACAUGGACGUGGACGUGGACGUGGACGUGGACGUGGACGUGGACAUGGACGUGA